UAUUGGGAAAAAAAGAUGAAGUCCGUGUUGACUUGUUCACUUUGAUGCGAAAGUCACUGGAAGUUCCCUGAGAGAGAGAGAGAGAGAGAGAGAGAUAGAGAAACAGAGUGCAUUUAUGUAUGUAAAAUAGAGAGAUGUGAGAGAGAGAGAGAGGGAACAUGGACUUGAGAUCUUCUUCAUCCCUCAGAUUCUAUUCUACACAGAGACAGACAGUGCAUGCGCAGCUCAAAACAAUAGCCGCAGGUGAUUGAUUACUGACAAACAACACUAGGAGGCUCUCUCUCACUCACUUGAUGGCAUUUGGAAGACGAAUAUUAUCGUCCAUCUUUGAUAAUAAGAAUGAUUCAGAUCAAGAAAAGAAUUUCCUGAAUAACGGAAGCAUGUUUUUAGAGGAUCUUAUGGCUUUUUCAAAUGGCAAAUAUAAUACUUCUAUUGGUAGAUUCUCUAUCCAAGAGCUCUCUCAGGCAACAAAUGGAUUUUGCUCCGAUCAAAUUGUGGCAGAUGUCGGAUUUAAAAUUUAUAAGGGUUCUUUUGACAAACGCCUAAUUUUAAUCAAGAUGCAUCAAGAUUCAAAUGUACACAAUUCAAAGUCUGGGGCUAUCCGUGACAUGGUGAUUAUGUCAUUAAUGAGUAGUCACAAGAAUGUUUUAAAGCUAAUAGGUUGUUGUCUAGACUUGGACAUUUCUGCUUCAGUGUAUGAAUAUCCAGCAGCAGGAGGGAGUAUCGAAUUACUUUCCACACGUUUGUUUGAAAGUGAAGGCGGCGGCAUGGCAGAGAAUGGGAGGUCAUCAUCAUUCACAUGGAAAAAUAGGCUAAAGAUCGCAAAUGACAUUGCGUAUGCUGUUAUUUACAUGCACACUGCGUUUUCAACACCCAUCAUCCAUAGGGGCCUAAAACCAAUGCAUAUUAUCAUAGACCAAUCUGGUGUUGCUAAAUUAUUGGAUUUCUCCUUAUCUAUAGCAAUUCCUCCUGGAGAAACACAGGUAGAAGAUUCAGUAAUGGGGACGUUUGGAUAUGUAGCUCCUGAGUACAUGGCAACGGGCAUUCUCACUGAGAAGUCUGAUGUUUAUGUUUUUGGCGUGAUUCUUCUUGAACUUCUGACUGGGAAAAAAUCCAUAGACGUGUCCCUUGACAUAGAUUUUCCGUACUCCUUACUAGUAUGGGUGAGAGACUCUGUAGAAAAGGAUCCGUUCAAUGAAAUUGUGGAUCCAAGAAUUCUGAAAGAAAGAGGAGGAAUUGAGCAAGAACAACAAUUACAAGCUGUACUAGCACUUGCCUUGAGAUGCACCCAAGAAAACAAAGAAGAUAGACCAGAAAUGAUCGAAGUCACUAAAGAACUCAGGCGGAUGCUCAAGUCUGAUUGCCCCUCCUCCUCAACUCAACCAUAAUAAUCCUCCAUUUCUAAGAAGAUGAUGACAACGACUAUGUGCUUCAUGCAUAGUCACCAAUUCAUACAAUUAUGUAUUACAUAUUAUAUAUGCUACUACUCAUCUCUCUCAUUGUCAUAUAUUGUUAAACCAUUCUGUUUGGCUCUCCAUUGUUUGUGAGGUAGAAAACUUUUGCUCUACAAAUGAUUAUUCAGUAUAUAUAUAGCAACUAUUUUAAUGUUAUGAGAUCUUGUGUGGUAUGCUCUGAUUACUGAAUUGCAGUCUCAGUGUAUGUCUCAUUACUACGAUGAA
Camellia sinensis is the source of this 1679-nucleotide messenger RNA. Its product is annotated as serine/threonine-protein kinase ZRK1. NCBI's taxonomy places the organism in Eukaryota, Viridiplantae, Streptophyta, Magnoliopsida, Ericales, Theaceae. The record is from RefSeq and is a predicted model, not a curated record. Gene Ontology annotation, cellular component: plasma membrane. Gene Ontology annotation, molecular function: protein serine/threonine kinase activity; ATP binding. Gene Ontology annotation, biological process: protein phosphorylation; cell surface receptor signaling pathway.